Molecule: messenger RNA, 1002 nt
Organism: Leptosia nina
Lineage: Eukaryota; Metazoa; Arthropoda; Insecta; Lepidoptera; Pieridae
Source: the annotation of a GenBank genome assembly
AUGAUGGCCAACUCAAUGGACACGGUAAACUCGAAUCAACCCACACAAAAUGGUAGUAAAUUACAACCAUGCCACAACGAAUCUAAAACCAACUUAAUAGUGAAUUACUUGCCACAAACAAUGACUCAGGAAGAGAUAAGAUCAUUGUUCUCUAGUGUGGGUGAAGUGGAAAGUUGUAAAUUGAUCAGAGACAAAGUGACGGUAUUUCCGGACCAUAUACUUAAUGGUCAGAGUUUAGGCUAUGCAUUUGUCAACUAUCACAAAGCUGAGGAUGCCGAGAAGGCAGUUAACACUCUGAACGGACUGCGCUUACAAAAUAAGAUAAUUAAAGUGUCUUAUGCCCGUCCCAGCUCAGAUGCAAUUAAAGGAGCCAACCUCUAUGUAUCAGGCCUGCCCAAACACAUGACGCAACAAGAAUUAGAGAAACUCUUCAGUCCUUACGGCUCUAUCAUCAGCUCUCGCAUUCUUCAUGAGAAUGUGAACGUAGGGCACUUGAUGCAAGGUGGUUUAGAAGACCAGGGUUUGCAAGGACCAUCCAGAGGUGUAGCCUUUAUUCGCUACGACCAGAGAUGUGAAGCAGAGGCAGCUAUCCGUGAGCUCAAUGGAACAGUUCCUCCGGGGGGUACAGGGCCUAUGACAGUUAAGUGUGCAAACAACCCCAGCAAUCAAAACAAAGCUUUAGCUCCUUUGGCAGCAUACUUGGCUCCGGCAUCUGCUCGUCGCUUUAUAGGACCAGCUGGUGGAUCAGGAUGGUGUAUUUUUGUUUACAACAUUGGCGCUGACACUGAAGAGAGCAUCCUUUGGCAAUUAUUUGGUCCCUUUGGUGCAGUACAGAGUGUUAAAAUCAUCAGAGAUCCAGCUACCAACAAAUGCAAAGGCUAUGGUUUUGUAACCAUGACAAAUUAUGAUGAGGCCGUUGUGGCUAUACAGUCAUUAAAUGGCUACUCACAUAAUGGUCAAGUACUGCAGGUCAGCUUCAAAACGAACAAGAGUAAAUCUUAA